Molecule: messenger RNA, 975 nt
Organism: Linum tenue
Lineage: Eukaryota; Viridiplantae; Streptophyta; Magnoliopsida; Malpighiales; Linaceae
Source: the annotation of a GenBank genome assembly
UCUUUCUUAUCAUCACUCUUUCCUCCACAAUAUAAGAACAGGGUUUCACUGUCAAUUCCUCCUUGUCCUUGAUUGUAUCUACUCACUCCUUGCAGCUUCAAUCACAUUGAGAGAGAGAGAGAGAGAGGGAGGUAGAGAGCCCUGAAAUUUAAGUUAUAGUACAGACAGAGUACUUUGGAGGGGGAAACCAAACAAUGGAGAAGACCAAAGCAAGCGGAACGAUGAUGGGCAUGAACACUUCCACCGCAGCCGGUAACCGGGAAGAGCUGCAGGAUCAUGCCGGCGGCAGCAUGCGGACGGCGGAGAGCAUUCUCCGGCUGGUUCCCGUGGGGUUGUGCGUGUCAGCUCUGGUAGUCAUGCUCAAGAACUCCCAGACCAACGAUUUCGGCUCCCUCUCUUACUCUGAUCUCGCUGCCUUCAGGUACUUGGUACACGCCAACGGCAUCUGUGCAGGCUACGCCCUGCUCUCCGCCGUCGUGGUGGCAAUGCCGCGUCGCCCGGCCACCACUGCGGGAUCGGCCUGGACCUUCUUCCUCCUGGACCAGGUGUUCACUUACUUGAUCCUGGCGGCAGCUGCUGUCUCCGCCGAGGUGCUCUACCUUGCUGACAAGGGCGACCUUGACAUUACGUGGAGCGCGGUCUGUGGCUCGUUUGGUGUGUUCUGCCACAAGGCCAUGGCCUCCUUGGUCCUGACAUUCGUCGUGGUUCUCUUCUUCAUUGCGAUCUCGCUCGUCUCGUCCUACAAGCUGUUCAGUAGGUUCGAUGCACCUGUCCUCAGCUGCCCUGCUGCUGCAAAGGGAGGUCUCGAGAUUACGGCGUUUUAGAACUUCAAGUUAUGUGUACUGUCGUCAUCAUCAUAUAUGUGCAAUGUAUGAAUAAGUUACAGACCGAGGAAGUUAUGAUAUACAUGGUAUCAAUGUGCUUGUGACGAUAGCUCUCAUCCUCAUGUUAAUGGCUCUUUCACCCUACUGAUUU